AGUUAAAUGUAAAAAAAUAUAAAUUUAUAACUCAAUCCAAAGCAAAUAUAUUCUAUUCAGGUAUCGGAUUUUAUUAAAACCGGCCCAACACAGCCAUGUAGACCCCUAUAUAAGUCAGAGUCAGAAUCAAUCAUAACCUGUCAGUCAUCAUCAUAGUCGUCGUGGUGGGUCCCACAUGGGGUGUGCGAGUUCGACUUCGAAGCAAACUGUGUCGGUAACACCGGCGAUUGAAAGCAAAAGCGCGUUAAGAAGGGAAGUGAGUGAGUUGGAUGAUAAGAAGAGGAGUGAGUCGGGAAGAGCGAGUCAGAAUGAGUUAGAGAGAGCGAGUUCGAAUGGUGUUUGUUGUGAGUCUUUGAGUUUUAGAUUGGGGAAUUUGAAUAAGUAUGUGAAAGGUGAACACGUGGCAGCUGGUUGGCCGGCUUGGCUUAGUGCUGUUGCCGGUGAAGCUAUUCAUGGUUGGGUUCCUCUUCGUCCUGAUGCCUUUGAGAAAAUCCAGAAGAUUGGGCAAGGGACAUAUAGCAGUGUAUUUAAGGCGAGAGAGAUUGACACAGGGAAGAUAGUGGCGCUGAAGAAGGUGCGGUUCAACAAUCUCGAACCGGAAAGUGUGAGGUUCAUGGCGCGGGAGAUAAUGAUUCUUAGAAAGCUUGAUCAUCCCAAUAUCAUAAAGCUUGAAGGAUUGAUUACUUCUAAAUUGUCUUGUAGCUUAUACCUUGUGUUUGAGUACAUGGAGCAUGACAUUUCAGGGCUCUUGGGCAAUCCUGAUGUCAAAUUCAGUGAAUCCCAGAUAAAGUGCUACAUGAAGCAAUUAUUAUCUGGUGUUGAGCACUUUCACUCGCGGGGUGUGAUGCAUCGAGACAUCAAAGGACCAAAUCUUCUUGUGAACAAUGAAGGAAUAUUGAAAGUGGCGGAUUUUGGAUUGGCAAACUUUGCCCGUUCUGGUCACGAACAUCCCCUCACUAGUCGUGUUGUCACCUUAUGGUAUCGUCCGCCAGAGCUUUUGCUUGGUUCGACAGACUACGAUUCAUCGGUGGAUCUAUGGAGUGUUGGCUGCAUCUUUGCAGAGCUACUUGUUAGGAAUCCUAUUCUUCAGGGAAGAACUGAGGUGGAACAGUUACACAAAAUUUUCAAGCUUUGUGGCUCCCCACCUGAUGAAUACUGGAAAAAGACUAAACUUCCUAGUGCAACUUUGUUCAAGCCACAACUACCAUAUGAUAGUUGCCUCCAAGAGUAUUUUAAAGAUUUUCCUCCAACCAGUGUGAAUUUGCUACAAACUCUUCUCUCUGUUGAACCUUACAAACGUGGAACUGCGACAUCUGCUCUCUCAUCAGAGUAUUUCAAGACACAACCUUAUGCGUGCGACCCAUCAAGCUUGCCAAAAUACCCACCUAGCAAAGAAAUUGAUGCAAAGCAAAGGGCUGCAGAGUUAAGGAAAAAGGUUGAUGAACGAGUUCGUCGAACUGAAACAAUAAAACCAUCAAGAAAGUCACUAGGAUUCAAUAAACUAGUUCCAGCAGAGGACUCAAAAAAUCAGACUCAGAAUUCUGAUAAGGUUAAAGGUAGAUCUUUCCGAAUCCUUAAAGAAGAGAAGAGUAACCUUGGUGAGGAGUUGCAAAAGCCAUUAAACUAUAAACCUGAAGAUGCUUCCCAUAUGAAUAAUGCAUCUCAAGGAGAUAUUCCUUUUUCUGGACCAUUACAAAUUUCAACAUCAAGUGGCUUUGCUUGGGCAAAAAGUCGGAAAGACGAAGCUUCAAUUCGAUCACAUUGUCGAACUUUUUCUAGAGAACAUACUUUCAAUAAUCCCUUAGGACCUUCUACAUUAAACUCAAGGAAUAAUAACUUGGACGCAAUAAAUAUGGAAAAUAAGGAGUUUUGUGGGAGCAGCAUCAAAUAUAGAGUUUCUAAGACUUCAAAGCAGAAUCAGUUGAGUAGGUUCGAUCGUCUAGAUUCAUUUGAUGAUACUUCUGAUGAGUACCAGUCGCAAGAACUAUCGAUGGUGCUUUAUCGAGGAGAAGAUCCAUUAUCCAAAAGAAGUAACCUGUGUUAUCAGGAUCAAAGAGAAAAGGUUGAAUUUUCAGGACCCCUACUGUCUAGAAUGCACACGGUUGACGAGCUAUUAGAAAGGCGCGAGCGUCAUAUCCGGCGAACUGUUCGAAAAUCAUGGUUUCAGAAAGGUAAGAAGCAUGGGAAAUUAAUCUAAUAAUUGCCAGUAAAUUUUACUCUAAAAAGGUGCAGAUCUUAAUCGUCAUAUCAAAAUGAUACAAGAAUUUUUAUGAUAAAGCCAUCUCAAUUCCAUCCUCCAAACACACUACUACGAGGAACAUGUCACUACUUUCAGCUUCCAAUUUUUGAAACAUGAAGGCCAUCCCAAAGAAAAUAAUUUAGGUUCUAGAGUUUCCUAUUUUAUUAUAGAUAUAAAAAUUUGUUUCUGUUGAUCUAAACUUUUCCUUUCUCUUUUUUCCAUUACUAAUUUUUACCUAUUCAUAUAUUGUAUAUAUUUCAUCUGUCAUGACUAGAUUGAGUUAUAGUCUAGUAACCUAUUCAAUAUUUUUUAGGCUUUAAAGGGAAUUAGAUGUAAAAAUUAUAUCAAGAUUGGAGAUUAUUUUUGCAUAAUAUUAUAUCA
Cicer arietinum (chickpea) is the source of this 2620-nucleotide messenger RNA. Its product is annotated as protein IMPAIRED IN BABA-INDUCED STERILITY 1-like. Gene Ontology annotation, biological process: protein phosphorylation; positive regulation of transcription elongation by RNA polymerase II. Gene Ontology annotation, cellular component: nucleus; cyclin-dependent protein kinase holoenzyme complex. Gene Ontology annotation, molecular function: RNA polymerase II CTD heptapeptide repeat kinase activity; ATP binding. The record is from RefSeq and is a predicted model, not a curated record. NCBI's taxonomy places the organism in Eukaryota, Viridiplantae, Streptophyta, Magnoliopsida, Fabales, Fabaceae.